Molecule: messenger RNA, 3895 nt
Organism: Dalotia coriaria
Lineage: Eukaryota; Metazoa; Arthropoda; Insecta; Coleoptera; Staphylinidae
Gene: Src42A
Product: Tyrosine-protein kinase Src42A
Exons: 6
Coding region: 353-2602 (749 amino acids)
Biological process (GO): cell surface receptor protein tyrosine kinase signaling pathway; protein phosphorylation; innate immune response
Cellular component (GO): extrinsic component of cytoplasmic side of plasma membrane
Molecular function (GO): ATP binding; signaling receptor binding; non-membrane spanning protein tyrosine kinase activity
Source: RefSeq, a predicted model, not a curated record
GCAGAAACAAAACGCGUCGCCCGAGAGACAAGUUCAACUACAGCGCGCAUCGCGAUAAUGAAUUACAUCUAAUACCGGGAAUAAUAAUAAAUAAUGUGUUUAGUGAAGUAAUUAGACAAACAUUUCUUUGAAACAGCUGAUGAGCUGACGCAACUACAACUUCUUAUCGGAGUUUAAUUACCAUACGUUCCUUGUAGUCUAAACUAAAACAUCUAGGACAUCGAUUUUGAUAGAUUAUAGAAAGUGCAGAAAAAACAAUUUGGCAGUGCGACUAGGAAAUGAUUAGUAUUUACUAAUACUAUUACGAAACCAAAAAAAAUUAAUUUAAAAUUUAAAUUUAAAUGUGGAUAAAAUGGUUUCUUCUGGGGUUGUCUGGUGUUGUAAGGGAGAUCAAUGGAUCCCAUUGCAAUUGAGCUCGAUUCGUCUGCAUGGUAUUAUCACGCAGGCUCAUUGGGCGGCCGUUUCGGAUUUUCUGCAGAGCGUCACCAACAAACAGCUAAUAUUAAAAGAAAACGGAUUCAUCGAACUCACCGAGCAGGAGCGCCUCAACCUGCUGCAUCAAAACGAGACGAACGAAACGAACAAAGAAUUUAAAUUGGAUUUGAACGAGUUGCGGCGUGAAAAAGUUGUUAGUUUCAAGUUAAAUAAUGUGCAAGAAAGUGUAGCUCAGCAAGAACAAGACAACGCUGAUAAAAUUAAAUUGGACAGUGCGUGCGUGGACCAAUCUAAAUUAAUAUCUUCGGCCACAUCCGGGCGCAAAUACUCUUCGCAGAGUGACGAGUUGGUUGUGCAAUUGUUGAAGAAAUACUGUAAAUAUUCACGUGACGCAUUGGAUGAUGAGAUAUUAAAUGCCAUCGAUGCCACCGCCGAGGAAAAUACUAGUGAGACGACAAGGACGCGAACAAGGAAGCUUAGUUUUUAUCCGAUUGAUGAGAAACUCUACGAGAAUUGCAAUGAUUUCGAAAACGAUCGCAAUGAGCAUGUGCUUAGAUGGCUGAAGCAACAGAAUCGCAGGUUUACCAUCGACCAUCCAAGAAGCGCCGCGAGUUUGGUCAAUAAGGAGGCGAAGUUACGUCGAUGUAGUUUACCGGAACGUUUGCCCACCAAGACGAAUCAGCUGCCAUCGCCGACCGACAGUCGAAAAUCCAGCCUGACGAGCAAAUCCAGCGGCAUCUUCUCUUCGAGUAGGAAGUCGAGCGUCGACUCGACCAACGGCACGCACACGUGCAGCAGUCGGAAAAGUAGUGUCGCGUCCAAUUCGGAAAGUUGUUGUUCCGAAAGCGACGACUGUAAUGUGGCGUCGUCGUUGACCUGGACGAGCGCGGUCGGUAGAAAUCCUCGCCGGUUACAGCGAUUGCAGAAGCAGCGGGAAGCUUGGGCGAGGAACACCAGGAGGAAACUUAGUACUACAGUCGUGCAUGUUUGUGAUAAUUUAGAUGCCGAGUGGUAUUUCCGUAAAAUUAAACGGAUAGAAGCCGAAAAGAAAUUGCUGCUCCCUGAGAACGAACACGGCGCCUUCCUAAUCAGGGACUCUGAAAGUCGACACAACGAUUAUUCUCUCUCUGUUCGUGACGGCGACACAGUAAAACAUUAUAGAAUAAGACAAUUGGACGAAGGUGGAUUCUUCAUCGCGCGACGAACUACUUUCCGUACACUACAGGAGCUUGUUGAUCAUUACAGUCGUGAUGCGGAUGGAUUAUGCGUCAAUCUUUGCAAACCUUGUGUUCAGGUUGAAAAGCCACAACCGGAAGGCCUUUCACAUCGAACGCGUGAUCAGUGGGAAAUUGAUAGAUCCUCAUUGAAGUUUAUCAGAAAACUUGGCCACGGUCAAUUCGGUGAGGUUUGGGAAGGACAGUGGAAUAACACCACGCCUGUGGCGAUUAAAACGUUGAAAACGGGCACAAUGGACCCGAAGGACUUCUUAGCCGAAGCGCAAAUCAUGAAGAAACUGCGACACCAAAAACUAAUUCAAUUGUAUGCCGUGUGUACAGUUGAGGAGCCUAUUUACAUCAUCACUGAACUGAUGAAAAACGGUUCUCUGUUGGAAUUCCUUCAGGGUAAAGGAAAAGCAUUGAAGCUGCCACAGUUAAUUGACAUGGCCGCGCAAAUAGCAACCGGUAUGGCGUAUCUGGAGUCACAGAAUUAUAUUCAUCGUGAUUUAGCAGCGAGAAAUGUGCUUGUGAAUGAUUCCAAUGUUGUAAAAAUUGCCGAUUUCGGUUUAGCGCGACUUAUUAAGGAGGAUGAAUACGAAGCUCGUGUAGGAGCUCGUUUCCCUAUCAAAUGGACCGCACCGGAAGCCGCCAAUUACAGUCGAUUCACAAUCAAGUCUGAUGUGUGGUCGUUCGGUAUUUUACUCACUGAACUUGUAACAUAUGGGCGUAUACCAUAUCCAGGAAUGACAAAUGCCGAGGUAUUGCACCAAGUAGAGCAUGGUUAUCGCAUGCCACCGCCGCCAAACUGCCCCAAUCCACUCUACGACAUAAUGUUGGAGUGCUGGAAUCGGGACCCGAUGAAGCGACCAACCUUCGAAACGCUGCAAUGGAAACUGGAGGACUUCUUCACGAUGGAUGGCUCCGAGUACAAAGAAGCUUCGGCAUACUGAGGGCAUGCCCACCUGCCUGCUGAUUGGCUAAGAAAUGCAGUCGAUGUGCAUUAUCAUUAGGCUCUCAACAGGACAGGUGGCGGUUACCGUCCCCCGUACUGAACGUAAUCCUAAUUUUUGUCAUUUCGCAUACGCACGAACUAGCAAUCUAUUCGAUAUUGUUUACGAGUGUACUAAAGGCCAAAAAUAGUUUACUAUUUUAUUAAGAAAUUAAUAAGUGCAUACAUGUAGACCAAUCAUUCAGCAAGCAUGUUAGUAACGAUAAUUUUGAGACUGACGAUUAGUCCUCAUUCUUAUAUUGAUAACGAUAUUUGUUUACAAAGCAUUUCGAAAGGGAAACUAUGAAGACUAAUACGAUUAUAAGUCGGCCGUACCAUUUUUUCGAGUUUACUACUGAGUGUUGCGUUUGUUGUUCGAGUACGGGGAAGUUUUGCAAUUAUUUACGUUUGCAAUUUUCCCCAAAACCCCCAAGAAAUACAAUUUGUAGUAAGCGCUCUGGGAUCGCACAAGUUUUUGAAAUUGUACACGUCUUUUUUACGACGAAUUACCAUACGUAUUAUUGUAGCUAUCGUAUGUUACUAAUUGGUAAAUAAUCAAGCUGCUGCCAUAAUUAUAAAUGUAACCAAACUAUUUGUUUUGUACUGCAGACAAAUAAUAUAAUCUAUCAACAAUCGUUAGAGAACAGUGACCAGUAGAAAAUUCAAUCAAUGUGAAGGUCAUUCAGGAAGUGGACUAAAUUUAAUUCUGUCCUAUCAGGACGUACUGUGCAUAUAGGUCGAUAAAACUGCUUAUAAUCGUGAACCAAAACAAUUGAUAUACGUAUUAUCGUAGUAUGAACAAAAAAAUCAACACAUUCUAUGUAGUAUCAAUGUCUUCUUGUCAUAGAAACCGUUAACGAAGGAAGAUGGAAACAUUCCUCAUGAAUCUUCUAGUAUAUACGAGCACGUCACAUUAAACUUUAUUGCGAGUACUCAGAACAAAACUCAAUUUUAUAAACGAAUGAUAGAAAAUGAAACUGUUACUGAUGGAAUAGAUCUAUCAGUGAUUUUGUUAACGAGAGUAAUGUACAACAUAAAUUAUCGCUUUUUAAGUAUGUUUAAUAUCUUAAAGCAAUUGUGAAUUAUUUGAUGUAAAAAGAAACUCAAGUUCUUCAUUAUAACUAUACCAAUUGUAUGGAAGUGAAUACAGAACUAAUUUAUAUACAUGUAAGUCACACCUUUUAUACAUAUUCACAUUAUACUGUUAUAUACUUAUAAAUAUGUUAUUUGCAAAUAGUACAUAAUUUGAUAUCAA